CACAAAUAAAAAAGAGAGUAACUUGACAUUUCUCCCACGGAAUAUGGCAAACAUGUGAAUGCAUAUGAAGAUGUGAGGACAGAAAAAAACGAUAGAUUAAGGAGAUAGAUAUUUAUGUAAAAUAAAAAAAACAUUUUUGGUGUCUCUACUUGUCUAUAACUAUCUAGCGAUAGUUAAUUUAUUUACAACACCGGCUGAUGGUGAAAAUAAAUCAGUAGUUAUCGUUAUCGUGCUAAAGAAAUUUAAACUAAAUGACCAAGAUAAAGAAGUAAAUAAAUCUGGAUAUAUUUCAUCAACAAGGUACUGAUAAUAUGUAGGGUACAAGUGGGAUUCAGAUGAUUAUGAUAGAAGAGGCCUUUUAAGUGGCGAAUAAACUUCUAAAUAAAAUUAUACCUUUUUCAACAUCAGUAAUAUUUAAUCCAAGUUAUCCAAGUCUGAUUUCCACAGAUAUUAUGGCUUUGAGAAAAGUUAAAGGAAAUUUUGAGAGAAUGUUUGAUAAAAAUCUCACGGAUUUAGUCCGCGGGAUCAGGAAUAACAAAAAUAAUGAGGCUAAAUAUAUAACGCAGUGUAUAGAAGAGAUUAAACAGGAAUUAAGACAAGAUAAUGUUGCUGUCAAAGCUAAUGCUGUUGCGAAAUUAACAUAUCUUCAAAUGCUGGGGUAUGACAUAAGUUGGGCUGGUUUUAAUAUCAUCGAAGUAAUGUCAUCAGGUAAAUUUACUUACAAACGUAUUGGAUAUCUCGCUGCAAGUCAAAGUUUUCAUAUGGACACUGAGUUACUGAUGCUAACAACAAACAUGAUUCGCAAAGAUUUAAACAGCCAGAAUCAAUAUGAUGCAGGUCUAGCACUAAGUGGACUCUCGUGUUUCAUAAGUCCUGACCUAGCUCGAGACUUGGUCAAUGAUAUUAUGACCUUAUUAACCAGCACAAAGCCUUAUUUACGUAAAAAAGCCGUUCUCAUGAUGUACAAAGUAUUUCUGCGCUUCCCUGAGGCUCUACGUCCCGCGUUCCCGCGUCUUAAAGAAAAGCUUGAGGACCCGGAUAGCGGGGUGCAGUCGGCAGCAGUCAAUGUUGUCUGUGAACUAGCUAGGAAAAAUCCGAAAAAUUAUUUAAGUCUCGCGCCAAUAUUUUUUAAACUCAUGACUACUUCGACCAACAAUUGGAUGCUAAUUAAAAUAAUUAAGCUCUUUGGCGCAUUGACACCCUUAGAACCUAGGCUUGGAAAAAAACUCAUAGAACCUUUGACCAAUUUAAUACACAGUACAUCAGCAAUGUCUCUGCUGUACGAGUGUAUAAAUACUGUGAUAGCCGUCCUGAUAUCAAUAUCAUCUGGAAUGCCGAAUCACUCAGACUCAAUACAACUUUGUGUACAAAAAUUACGUAUAUUAAUUGAAGACUCUGACCAGAAUUUAAAGUACUUGGGUCUGCUAGCGAUGUCGAAGAUAUUGAAGACACACCCGAAGAGUGUGCAAGCUCACAAAGACUUGAUAAUGCAGUGUCUUGAUGAUAAAGACGAGAGUAUAAGAUUACGUGCCUUGGAUCUUCUUUACGGAAUGGUGUCAAAAAAAAAUCUUAUGGAAAUAGUUCGUAAGCUGAUGAUCCACAUGGACAAAGCUGAGGGUACAACUUAUCGGGAUGAAUUAUUGUCGAAGAUAAUUCAAAUUUGUUCCCAAAAUAAUUACCAGUUUAUUACGUACUUCGAGUGGUACAUUUCGGUGCUGGUCGAUUUGACACGUAUGGAGGGUACCAAGCAUGGACAGCUGGUGGCGACCCAGCUGCUAGAUGUUGCAAUCCGUGUUCAAGCUAUCAGGAAAUGCGCGGUCCAACAAUGUGCCUUACUGUUGGAGAACGCCCACUUGCUGACAGGACAACCGCGUGCUACCAUGUGCGAAGUUCUUUACGCAGCCGCCUGGAUAUGUGGGGAAUUCUGCAGCGAACUUGAUGACCCAAUAGUUACACUAAAGUCAAUGUUAAAAUCACAAGCUUCAAGUCUACCGGGUCAUAUUCAAGCUGUUUAUGUUCAUAAUAUUUUAAAAUUAGCAGCCGUUACACUAAAUAAAGCUUACGCUGAAAACGAUGAUGAGACUAUCGAACAAAUAUUUUAUCUCAAAGAUAAAAUGGCUGAGUUUGUGUGCAGUGGAGACUUAGAAGUUCAAGAACGAUCGAGUGCGGUAUUAGUUGUGUUUGAUUAUAUAAAAGAAAAUCCGUCACUGAUACCUGAACUAGCGGCUGCUUUUGAAGGCGAAUUAAAUCCUGUGGCUCCUAAAGCUCAGAAAAAAGUACCGAUUCCUGAAGGAUUGGAUUUGGACACUUGGAUAAAUGAUCCGCCGUCGGAGACUUCUGAUGAAGAGGAUCUGGAUAUGAAUGAUAUCUUUGUCAAGUCGGAAAAAUCUGAGUACAGCGGACGCAAAGUCUCGGUUGAACCGACUGUUGAAGAGCUGCAGCGAAGGCGUGAAGCCAGAAAAUUGGAGCAAGAAAAUAAUCCCCACUAUUUGAAAACAACUGCCAGUCCAAAAAAUACUAGCAAUAGUAUUAAUAAUUCUUAUCAUAAUUCUGAUAAUAAAAAUGAUGAUUAUGAUCAAAUUCCUAUCACUGAAUUAGAUAUACCAGUGUCACUUAAAGUAAAUUCUUUUUCGAAUUCAAAACUGCUUAAUUUAAAUACGGAUAUUGAUAAGCAGAAGCGCAGAAAGACGCAUGGGAAGAAGAAAAAGUCGAAGAAAAAUAAAAAUCAAUCGAGUACAGACGAUGAUGUAGAGGACGGUGGGUAUCCAACGCAUUUUGUAAAUACUGGAGUCGGGGAAUUACCACCGGGUGCGGAACUGAGCGACAAUGACGACACUAAUUUAACGGACGUCAACGAUCCACAUCGGGCAUUGAACAUCGACUUGGAUAUUCCACUGCGCGAGGAUGAGCGACUGCCGGUUCUCGAGCAUAGAGCGGAUAUUGUGGCAAUAAAAAGCAGGUCGCCGUCCCGAGACAAGAAGAAAAGCGACAAGUCGAAGAAAAAGAAGAAGAGUAAGAGCAAAGCCACCGAACAAAAUGACAAUCAAAAUAAUAUUGACUUAUGGCUGGGCAAUGAUGUAUUAAACGAUAAAGAAAACUCGGGCAAUGAGAAUGUCAACAGGCAGAAUGAUGUCGAUGAGUCAAAGUCGAAAUCUAAACGUAGCAAGUCCAAGAAGAAGAAAGACACCGAGGAGAGCACGAGGAGGCGCAAAAAGAAACAUUCAGACAGUAAAAAACAUGACAAACCAUCGGGUUAUGAAGAAACUGCUGGUAUUUCUACGCCUUCGAAAGAAAUAUUGCCGGGACUUAGGAGCAAUUGUGAUGAUAAUGAUGCCAGUGCUAAUCAAAAUGAACUCAGUGACACUUCCGAUUAUCCAGAGUAUUUACAACUUGCGGUGAAUGAUAAAAUUAAGAUGACUUAUGAGUUGAAGCAGCUGCCGCACGAGGUGGGAAAGAUUAUUGCUGUCGUAAUACUGAUGAAUACGGGGAAUAAAGUGCUGAAGGAGCUGGACCUUGAUGUCUCUGACGCGUCUGCUCUGAAGCUAGUCCGCAGUCUAGGCGAAGAGUCGGGCAUCAAGAUACGGGCGCCGUUGGCUCCCUCGGUCAGUACCGAAGUCCAUCUCUCUAUCGUCGUAUCCGACGACACGUUCGCUCAGAAACUUCGGGGAUCGCUUACUUACAUGGUGGAAAAUGAGGGCGGGAUGAUUCAAGAGAAGCUAGAUUUCACUCUGAGACUCUCUCACUGCAGUUUCUUGAUGGGAAGUCUUUCCCACAGUUACAUUCUCACUGAAUUACUGAAUGGCGACCAACUGACGUUUAAAACUAAAAAUAAAAUAAAACUUACACGUGAUUUUAGUCAGACGUUGGAAAUUAUUUGUCAGCGUUGUCAUUUAACGCUCGUUGAACAGAUUGAUGACACUGCUUCUCUCUAUGGUCAAUCGCUGAAAGGUCAUCAUGUCUGCCUUUUAGUUAAAAAAAAAUCAUCAGAUAAUUCUUCCUGCCUGGCGAUUGAAGGCAAAGGAGAUAAUAAUUCAUUAUUAUCUGGAGUUGUUAAUGAAAUAAUUGAGUUAUUGGCUAAUUAGGUUAAUUAUUAACAAAUAAAACUUAAUAAAAAUAAUUAUAUAUAUAUAUUAAUUAUAUGAAAAUGACGAAGAUAAUACACAGAGAUGUUAUAUGUAAAAAAAAAAUAUCUAUUGCUCAUUUGUAGCGAAAAAUUUUUUUUUUAUUAAAUUUGUAUAUUAUUUACCCUA
Microplitis demolitor is the source of this 4250-nucleotide messenger RNA. RefSeq names its product AP-3 complex subunit delta-1 (gene garnet). The coding region runs from base 453 to 4082 and encodes 1209 amino acids. Gene Ontology annotation, cellular component: membrane coat; AP-3 adaptor complex; endosome membrane. Gene Ontology annotation, biological process: neurotransmitter receptor transport, postsynaptic endosome to lysosome; synaptic vesicle budding from endosome; synaptic vesicle membrane organization. The record is from RefSeq and is a predicted model, not a curated record. Lineage: Eukaryota; Metazoa; Arthropoda; Insecta; Hymenoptera; Braconidae. The transcript is spliced from 9 exons.